Molecule: messenger RNA, 1116 nt
Organism: Oryza brachyantha (malo sina)
Lineage: Eukaryota; Viridiplantae; Streptophyta; Magnoliopsida; Poales; Poaceae
Product: calcium uniporter protein 6, mitochondrial-like
Exons: 2
Coding region: 67-903 (278 amino acids)
Biological process (GO): mitochondrial calcium ion homeostasis; calcium import into the mitochondrion
Cellular component (GO): uniplex complex; mitochondrial inner membrane
Molecular function (GO): uniporter activity; calcium channel activity
Source: RefSeq, a predicted model, not a curated record
AAGGGGAGGGGUCUCCAUGGAGUUCACUUCCUGCCCAUUACCUCCGCACGGCCGGCAACCACUACCAUGUGGCGCGCGGCCGCCUCCCACCUCCUCCGCCGCGCGCAUCCCUCGUCUCCGGCAGCCGCCACCGGAGCGGCCUGCGCGCUCCGCCACGUGCGCCUCUUCUCACCGCCUUCGCAUCAUCGUUCGCGGCCAGCGGAGGCGGAGCCGGAGGUGACGGCGGCGGAGGCGCGGAGGCUUGUGCGGCUGGUGGGCGUGGAGGCGCUCAAGCGGCGGCUGAGGGACGGGCGGGACGAGGUGGUCGGCUACGGGGAGCUCCUCGACACCUGCGUCGACGCUGGCGCCGCGCGCACGCGCCGCGACGCGGAGGCGCUCGUCCGGGCCAUGGACGACGCCGGCGUCGUGCUGCUGUUCCGGGACAAGGCCUAUCUCCACCCCGAGAAGGUGGUUGACCUGGUUCGAAGAGCUGUGCCGCUUGCACUCUCACCAGGGAAUGAUUCAAGAAAGGAAGAGCUGAAGCAGCUCCAAGAGAAGAAGGAAGAGAUCGACAAGGUGGCGCACAAGCAGGUCCGGCGCAUCCUGUGGUCUGGACUAGGUUUCUUCAUGUGCCAAGUUGGGCUCUUCUUCCGUCUUACUUUCUGGGAAUUCUCAUGGGAUGUGAUGGAGCCAAUUGCCUUCUUCACAACAGCAUCUGGCCUUCUCGUUGGUUAUGCAUAUUUCCUCAUUACUUCAAGGGAUCCGACGUAUCAAGACUUCACGGAGAGGCUGUUUUUGUCAAGACACAGAAAGCUUUGUGCCAGACAUAGGUUUGAUAUGGAAAAGUACCUCGAGUUGCAGAAGCACUGCAAGUGUCCUCUAGAAGGUCAUUAUUCUCAUGAUCCUAAGUUUCAUGGCUUGUAACACCAGGAUUGGAAUUUUGCUUCUGUUGUUGCUUGAUGGUUGAUGCUGACAGUGUAUUCCCUAAUAGUAAAUUGCUACCUUACUAUAUCUUUUUCUGCAGAAAAAUACAUACAACCAAUUUUUAAAGGAACAUUUCUAGAAAGUAGCAACGACCUAACAAAAGAUUGUAUACUUACUGUGGAUGAGUGGAAAUGAUUGAUCUUUGCAGAAAUC